AUGGGCAGUAAAGACUCUCAAACCUGGCUUGAGAAGCUGGAAGAACAGCUGAACAUUGAUGUCGACUGGAUGGACCCCGAGUACAUCAAAUCCAUGCCAAUCAAACCUCAUGACCAGACGAGCAACCAGCUUUGGGUCGAUAUCCAACUUGGGCAUGAGUCUAAUGCCGAGCUUCUUGCUCAGACUGCAAACGAGCUCAAAGACCAGGGAUGGUUGGCCAUCUAUACCCGAAUGGCUGUGUUGAUGUGCAAGAAAAACAUCAACCUCAUCCGCGGUCGAGUCCUCCUCCAGACAUUGCCCUCCAAAGCCUACGACACCCAGGCCACCCUCUCCCAUGCUCGCCUAUACGACCAAGAGUUCGCCCGUGCCGGCAUCGGUAGAGAUAGAUACUGCAUCAAGAUUCCAUCUACUGGUCCUGCUUUGAACGCGGCCAAGAUUCUGAGUGCAGAGGGUAUUCCCACCCUUGGCACAGCGCUGUUCAGUCUUGCGCAGGCCAUUGCUUGUAGCCAAGCUGGCAUGCUCUACAUCAGCCCUUACUACAACGAAACUCGUGCACACGAUGAUCACAAACUCUGGCCCAAUGUCAAGGAUCCCGCGACAGAGCAUCCCAUGAGCGCUCGUCUGUACCAGAUUCUACGAACGUACGAGCGCUUAUACAAGGAGACUGGCAAGGAGCAGCCUCUCUUGAAGAAUGCAAGCUUCAUCUCCCCACAGGAGGCCAUGGCAGCAGGCGAACUCGGCUGCCACUCCGCGACCAUCUCCCACACCGUUCUAAACCAACUCGCCGAACUCAAGUACGAUCCUGCCGCGCAACCCGGGGAGGGAAAGCCGAAGCCUUCCCACGUAUACAAGACCCCAGUCACGCCACCGAAGCGAUUCGAAAAGCUGGCGGCAAUUGAUCCGCUAGCCCCGACGGGAUGGGAUGGGAAACUGGCCAGCACCGAUGUCGACUACCUGGCUAAUGGUGGUGCGGAGCUUGCCAAGGCGAUUGAGGCGGAUCCGGUCACAAAGGAAAGAUUGGCGGUUGCCUUGGAGCUGUUUACUGGAGGUGAGUUGAGGAGCAAAGACAAGGUUGAGGUUGCUCUUAAAAGUGUGGUUUAG
Molecule: messenger RNA, 1101 nt
Organism: Pochonia chlamydosporia 170
Lineage: Eukaryota; Fungi; Ascomycota; Sordariomycetes; Hypocreales; Clavicipitaceae
Product: transaldolase
Exons: 5
Coding region: 1-1101 (366 amino acids)
Biological process (GO): pentose-phosphate shunt, non-oxidative branch; carbohydrate metabolic process
Cellular component (GO): intracellular anatomical structure
Molecular function (GO): transaldolase activity
Source: RefSeq, a predicted model, not a curated record